AUGUUUAGAUCACAAGAAAUGAGUUACUUUUAGUUAAUCAUGCCCCAGGACAGUGCAUGGACUAUCAUGGAUUAAUUGGGAUACCUCAGUAAAGUAGAAAUCAUUGACCAUAAUCCUAAUGAAGCUCUAAUCAAUAGGCCAUUUGCCAAUUAUGUCAAAAGGUACAUUGUUUUUAAUAAAAUACCAAGAUGCGAUGAUUUAAUAGUGAAAAUAGAGAAUAUGCUAUAAGUAGCGAAGAAUUUAAAUUUGCUGUCAAAUUACAAGAAAGGAAAUUUGAAAUAGUUUACCAAUCAAGUAUUCCAUAUUAUAUAAUUAUUGUUUAUAGCAAAAUUCACACAGUCAUACCUACCUUGACAAGAUUGAAGAUGACAUCAACAAAAAAACUUCAUCUUUUCAAGAAUAAAAUAAGCAUCUUGAAUAACUUAUAGAUUAGUCUGAAUACAUUCAAAAUUACAUAGAAAUUUUAAAAGAGAGUAGAACCUAUUUGGGGGAACAAAUAUUUCAAAACCAAUAAAUCUCAAAAUUUGAAUGCUAUGUUGGCAUACUUAAAAAUUUGGAAUAACUAUAGUAUAUAUGUGUACUAGAAUAGAUUUCAUCGUGUAAUAUUUAGAGUAACAAAAGGAAAUUCUAUGGUGCAUUUAAAAAGAAUGAAUGAGAAACAAUCAAUUUUCAUUGUUUUAUUCCCAAACAUAGGAAACUAUGGAAAAUAAAAAAUAUAAAAGAUUGUGGAAUAAGUAUCUCAAGGAAAGUUUACUUUACCUUAGAGUCACUAGGAAUUUGAAAAAAAGUUAAAUGAAUUGCAAAUGAAACAAGCUGAAUAUAUUAAUGUAAUAAACAAUACAGAAUAUAGCUUAUAUAAAUGACUCAGAAUUAGCUGUGUUAAUGCAUAUCAAAUAUGUUAGUUCUCAGAAAUGGAUUACCACUUAUAGAAUUUUAUAAGUUUUACUUAAUUAAAGAAAAGGAUCUCUAUAAAGAACUGAAUAAACUUAAAAUGCAAGGAAGACUAUUCCUAGGCGAAUUAUGGGUGCCCACAAAAGAUAUUUACCAAUUAGAGCAAACUUUAUAAAUGAUAAAAGAACAACAAACCAAUAAUCCUGGAGGUUAAUUAGCAUAAAAGUGUCCACCUGAUUUCCUUUAAAAACCUACUUAUUUCAAGUUAAAUGAGUUCACUUCCAUUUUUUAAGAGAUAGUCAAUACAUAUGGGAUUCCAAGAUAUCAAGAGAUUAAUCCUGCAAUAGUAACAAUAAUUACUUUUCCAUUUUUAUUUGGAGUGAUGUUCGGAGAUAUAGGUCAUGGAUUUGCCUUAUUCAUGUUUGGAUCUUAUUUGUGUUUGUUUAAGAAUAAAUCAUUCUAUAAUUUAAGAUAUCUGAUCCUAUUGAUGGGUGCAUUUAGCUUUUAUUCAGGAUUAAUAUAUAAUGAUUAUUUGAGUUUAUCUUUGAAUUUAUUCUAAACAUGCUACAGAUCAGAGGAGGAAUGUGUAUAUCCUUUUGGAAUUGAUCCAAUGUGGGGAGGCCAUUUAGAAUUCAAUGACUCAUUUAAAAUGAAGCUAAGCAUCAUAAUAGCAUUUUGCCAUAUGUUGUUAGGAAUUUCAUUGAGUGGUUUAAAUUAUCUAUUUUUGGGGGAUUGGCUAAAAUUAUCAUGUAAAUUCCUACCAUAAUUACUAUUUUUGGUCUGUACAAUUGGGUAUAUGGUAUUUUUGAUCAUAUACAAAUGGUUGAAUCAUUUUGAACCUUAAAAUGCGCCAAGCAUUAUAACAACUAUGAUAUCAAUGAUUUUGAACUUAGGGAGAAUAUCAGGUCCUCAAAUGUGGGAGGGAGACUCUCAAGACUACAUUUAAUAUUGUCUCUUAUGUAUAUUUUUGUAUAGCAUUUAGUAAUGACAAUCAUCACAAUACCUUGGAUGUGGUUUCCAUCAAUUAUUAGUCACUUGCUAUAAUAGGGAGGUUAUCAAUAAAACGAAGGUAAACGUAAGACUCACAGAAUAGAUUACGGAUAAUUGGUAGAAGAACCAGGGAUUGAAAUGACAUAAACUCAUUCUUAUAGUCAUGAAUAGAUCGAUACAAAAUACAGUUAACCAAAUGCAGAAAUGCAAGAAUCAACAAUCUUCAUUAAAUAAAAGAAUGCAUCACAUCAAGGAUUCUAAGAUCUGAUUGUUCACGAAACAAUUGAGACAUUGGAGUAUGUCCUUGGAGUAAUAUCGAAUACGGCAAGCUAUCUAAGGUUAUGGGCAUUGAGCUUGGCUCAUUCAUAACUAUCAGAAGUUUUCUUUGAAUUGUUGUUAGUUCAACCAAUAAAUCAUGGAUAGCCAAUUAGUUUAAUGAUCGGGUUUCCAUUCUGGGCCUUGAUAACCUUUGGAGUUUUGAUGUGCAUGGAUAGUAUGGAAUGUUUUUUGCAUUCCUUAAGAUUACAUUGGUACAGAUGACUAAUUACAAUAUAGGGUGGAGUUCUAGAAUAAGUUUUACAAGGGGGAUGGGGUCUAGUUUAAGGUGUUUUCCUUUAGAGAUAGAAUCAAAGAAAGCAUCAAUUUAGAAUCUUAGUGAAGGAUUAGAG
Paramecium octaurelia is the source of this 2549-nucleotide messenger RNA. The record is from the annotation of a GenBank genome assembly. NCBI's taxonomy places the organism in Eukaryota, Ciliophora, Oligohymenophorea, Peniculida, Parameciidae.